AUGUAUAAGAAUGUAUACUUCCAUCUCGUCGUUGUUUGUCUGGUUUUUCCGAUAUCCGUGAAAAGCGCUCCUUUGGAAGCAAACUUGGAAAACCUUUGCGAUUUCUUCAAAAAUAUUACCCGAUUCCAAGAUAAUAAAGAGUCUUGGUGGGAACUGAAUCAAAAUUUAGCUAAAUCCAUUUUGGAGACAAAAAUAUCUUCUUCGGAAUCAUAUCCUUCCUGCAAACAAUAUGUGGCCUCUCUCCGAGAUUUGCAAAACCGUGGGAAUGCCUUAACUUCUUCAAGUCCUUGGGCACAACAAUUUGAAUAUCUUAACGCAUCAUCAGAGAAAUAUAAUAGCGGUCCCUGCUUUGAAACUGAGGGAACACACACUUUUGUGUAUUCAAGUGUCUUAGAUAAAAUGGCAAAAGAUGCACGUGAAUUGAGCCAAAGUGCCAGCGAUCAAAACGAAUAUCACAAUUUAGUGACACAAAUUGAUACAAAUGUGGAUGCCAUUAAAAAUUCCUUAUCUGGAUUCUCGAUUCUCACGCUACAGUAUUUGACACGUUUUCCGUUUAAGAAAUGUAAUGUAACAGUUUGA
Molecule: messenger RNA, 579 nt
Organism: Drosophila takahashii
Lineage: Eukaryota; Metazoa; Arthropoda; Insecta; Diptera; Drosophilidae
Source: RefSeq, a predicted model, not a curated record